AGGAAGCUAUUUUAGGAUGUACACUUUCUAAGGCUAAUAUCACGGUUGACCCUUGAAAGAAGGGAUUUCAUAUCCAAAACUGAUCCUCCAAUUCCUCCAAUUGACAACUCACGCCAACACUCCCCCUCAAGUUGGUGCAUACACAUCUGUAAUGCGCAACUUGUCAAGCGAGUUGUAGAAGAUUUUGCUGGAAACAACCUUUGUAAGUAUGUCUGCAAGUUGGUCUUCAGAUUUAACAAAUGGAAAACGAAUUAUCUUGGCUUUGAGAUUCUGUUUGAUGAAAUGUUGAUCCAUCUCAACGUGCUUAGUACGAUCAUGUUGAACUGGAUUAUGAGAGAUAUCAAUGGCCGCCUUGUUGUCACAAAACAAGUUCAUCUCGGAGCUAGGAGCAAAGCCAAUCUCAGUAAACAACCUUUUAAGCCAAAGAAGUUCACAAAGACCUUUGGACAUUCCUCUGAACUCAGCUUCAGCGCUGGAAAAUGCCACUACAUUUUGCUUCUUGCUCCUCCAUGUAACCAAAUUUCCUCUCACGAAGACAGAUCUUUAAGGGAAGGUAUUUCCCCGUACAUCAUUCUGGCAUGCCAACGCUAGUAGCCAAUCCUCAUGGGCUUGGACGAGCAUAGUCUGGGCCCGAAAACUAAUUGAUAAGGGAUGACCGAUCUGGGAAAGAUAUGCAUGUUUGGGAAGACCCUUGGUUGUCCAAGAAUACUGAUUUCAGAAUUAAUGGAACCACACCUAGAAGAGAGGACAAAAAGAAAGUUGCUGAUCUUAUUGAUUCUGAUACGAAGUCUUGGAAGAUUUCUCUAAUCCGUAAGACCUUCAAUCAAGAGGAUGCAGAUGCGAUUCUCUCCAUUCCUAUCAGUUAUACUCGCCAAAGAGAUCGUAAAAUUUGGCACCCAUCCCCGAAUGGGACCUUCUCAGUCAAGUCGGCUUACUGUCUAGCGAAGGAAAGUUCAAGUUCUCAUCACAACCUUCAGGAAGGCCAAACAAGCUCCUCAAGCAUCUUAUCAACAGUGUGGAAGAAGCUAUGGGGACUUUCAAUCCAUCCGAAGGUGAAGAUAUUUAUCUGGAAAUGUUUUAAUAAUGCGGUGGCAACAAAUUCAGCAUUGGUCUCACGCAAAGUCAGAGCUGACCCAGUUUGUACUCGCUGUGGUAAAGCGGAUGAGUCAAUCUCACAUGUUCUUUUUUAGUGUGAGGCUACAAUCAAAGUUUGGAUCCACUCUCCAUUUUGGCUAAGACUUGAAGAAUUGCUCGAUUGUAGGAACAUGGUUGAUUGGUGGGUAUGCAUCUACGAUCGUAUAACACAGAGUCGUUUGCCCUCUCCCUUCCUAGGUAUGACUUUACUUUAUUGUUGGUGGAUAUGGCGAGCAAGGAAUGAUUUUAUUUUCAAUGGAAUAGUUUGGGCAACGGAUGCUGUUAGUAGGAAAGCGCAAGGUGAUUUUUAUGAGUUUCAGGACGCUAACACUAAGGUCCCCCAUCCCCCAUUGAGUUCCUCUUUGAUGGGGACCUUGGUGUGGCAGCGACCUAAAAUGAAUGUGCUAAAGAUAAACGUCGAUGCGGCGAUUUGUAGGAGCUCAAAUACUAUUGGCACAGGAGCAGUGGCUCGAAGGGAUAAUGGUCAGGUUAUAGGUAUUUUUAUAGCUAUUCAUGAUGGAAUCAACUCGUCUAGAAUUGCUGAAGCUUUGGCCAUUCGCAAUGGGUUAAAACUGGGGGCUGCUCUAAAGCAUCCUAAGGUGCAUAUUGAAUCGGACGCGGAGGCGAUUGUAAGGAGUUGCAGUGAUGAUCAAGUCCCUCCCUCCGAUAUAGCAGUAGUUAUUCAUAAUUGUUUAGUCUUUGAAGAAAUCUUUCACUUCCUGUGUUUUUGGCUUUGUUAAACGUGAAUGUA
Messenger RNA from Rhododendron vialii, 1885 nucleotides. RefSeq lists its product as uncharacterized. Bases 1266 to 1874 code for a protein of 202 amino acids. The transcript is spliced from 2 exons. Gene Ontology annotation, molecular function: nucleic acid binding; RNA-DNA hybrid ribonuclease activity. Lineage: Eukaryota; Viridiplantae; Streptophyta; Magnoliopsida; Ericales; Ericaceae. The record is from RefSeq and is a predicted model, not a curated record.